This is a messenger RNA of Acipenser ruthenus (sterlet), 7608 nucleotides long. RefSeq names its product Fanconi anemia group M protein-like. Gene Ontology annotation, biological process: double-strand break repair via synthesis-dependent strand annealing; replication fork reversal; interstrand cross-link repair. The transcript has 23 exons. The record is from RefSeq and is a predicted model, not a curated record. The coding region runs from base 230 to 6673 and encodes 2147 amino acids. NCBI's taxonomy places the organism in Eukaryota, Metazoa, Chordata, Actinopteri, Acipenseriformes, Acipenseridae. Gene Ontology annotation, molecular function: ATP binding; four-way junction helicase activity; four-way junction DNA binding.
UCAGCCAAUCAGAUCGAGCAGAUGGGUCCUGACCUUUAACCCGACAGCGCCGCUUUCAAAUUGCAAACACGGGGAGUAUGAAACCGGGGAGCACGGCAUGAGCGAGACACGGCUUCGCAAAGCAAGUCUGAGUGUUUGUUUGACUUAUAAUUUCAAAGAAAAAUGUUCAUCUCUUUCACAAGGUGACUGACGCACUGCCACUCACAGAAGGGCAUUUCACUGUGUAAAUAUGAGCGCUGGGAAGCAGAUGACCUUAUUCCAGACUUGGGGUACCCGUGUGCCCCAAAACCAGGGUCAUUCCGAGCCGCCAAAGACAAGCAACAGCGUGCAGGCAAGAAGGAAAGCGAGCCCCGGUGCCGGAGGUGCUACCAACACCAACACCAACAACAACAACGCCUUGAAAACUAAAACGGCGCCAGCGCCCCUGUACCGGAAUCCGCUCUGGGGGGAGAUCGGUUCUCGCACCGCGGCGGACACUGUCUGUGCCGCCGGGUUUGAAGAUGACAGUGAAGACGAUCUGAUGCUGGUUGCCGUUUACGAAGCCGAAAAGAGCUUGGAUGCGUCCGGCACCGGCGAUCUGCGCUCGGGAAAGCCACGGCUAGAAGCAGCAGCCCUGCCACCAAACCCGCACAAUGCGCCCAUCGCCAUUGAAAACCUGCCCGGGUUUGACAUCUCCUCCGCCGAUGUCUGGAUCUACCCCACCAACUACCCCGUCCGGGGUUACCAGUUCAGUAUCUCCCAGGCCGCUCUGUUUCAGAACACGCUGGUGUGUCUGCCCACAGGGCUGGGGAAGACGUUCAUUGCCGCCGUGGUCAUGUACAACUUUUACCGGUGGUACCCGUCUGGCAAGAUCGUAUUUCUGGCUCCCACGAAACCUCUGGUGGCGCAGCAGAUUGAAGCCUGCUACAAGGUGAUGGGUAUCCCACAGGAGCACAUGGCUGAAAUGACCGGAAGCACGCAGGCGCUGAGCCGCAGGGAGAUCUGGAGCCAGCGGAGAGUCUUCUUCCUGACCCCGCAGGUCAUGGUGAAUGACCUGUCCCGAGAGGCCUGCCCUGCCGUCCAGAUUAAGUGUGUGGUCAUUGACGAGGCUCACAAGGCUCUGGGCAACCACGCGUACUGCCAGGUCGUCAGGGAGCUGGGUAAUCACAGCAGGCAGUUCCGAGUCCUGGCUUUAAGUGCCACUCCGGGCAGCGACACACGGGCAGUACAGCAGGUGAUCUCUAACCUGCUGAUCUCUCACAUCGAGCUGCGUUCAGAGGAGUCCUCCGAUAUCCAGGCCUACUCCCACCAGCGCAGCGUGGAGAAGUUUGUGGUGCCUUUGGGGGAGGGGCUGAAGGCACAUCAGAACAAGUAUCUACAGGUGCUGGAGGUGUUUGCAGGACGGCUGAUCCGGUUGAACGUCCUGUCUCGAAGGGACAUCCACAACCUCACCAAGUACCAGCUGGUCCUCGCUCGAGAGCAGUUCAGGAACAACCCUCACCCCCACAUCGCCGUAGCGCAGAAGGGAUCUGUAGAGGGAGACUUUGCCCUCUGCAUCAGCCUGUACCACGGCUAUGAACUGCUGCUCCAAAUGGGGAUCCGCUCCCUCUUCCUGUUCAUGCAAGGCAUUAUGGAUGGCACAAAGGGCAUGACGAGAGCGAGGAAUGAGCUGAGCCGUAACCCUGACUUCAUGGGACUCUACCAGCAGAUGGAGGCCAUGUUUGUGGAUUCCAGCCGAGCUUCAGCCACACGAGCCGACAGACCAUUUGUUUACAGCCAUCCGAAGCUGAGGAAACUGGAAGAGGUGGUGGUGGAACACUUCCAGUCUUGGUCUCAGCGAGAAGGUCAGCCCUGUGCGGGAGGGGCUACGCGUGUGAUGAUCUUCUCCUCAUUCAGGGAGAGCGUGCAGGAGAUCGCAGAGAUGCUGAGCCGUCACCAGCCGCUCAUCAAGGUCAUGACCUUCAUGGGACAGUCCUCUGCGGGCAAGGGGGUCAGGGGCUUCACGCAGAAGGAGCAGCUGGAGGUGGUGAAGAGAUUCCGGGAAGGUGGUUACAACACGCUGGUCUCUACCUGCGUGGGGGAGGAGGGUCUGGAUAUCGGGGAGCUGGACCUCAUCGUCUGCUUCGACGCCCAGAAGAGCCCCAUCCGGCUGGUGCAGCGCAUGGGCCGCACGGGACGCAAGCGGCAGGGCAGGAUUGUGGUCAUCCUGGCAGAGGGCAGGGAGGAGCGGACCUACAAUCAGAGUCAGAGUAACAAGAGAAGCAUCUACAAGACGAUCCUGGGAAACAAGAAGUCCUUCCACAUGUACCAGAGCAGCCCUCGCAUGCUCCCUGAGGGGGUGAACCCCGCCGCACACAAGAUGCACAUCGCCACCGGAGAGUUUGAGCACAAGAGCAAAUCCAAGCGCUGCUCCACAGCGAGGAGAUCGGGCUUCCAGCUCCUGGACUCCUUCAUGCAGCCCCGGACUCCAGCUGCUUGCCAGGGGAAUUCGAAGGGGGACGGGCUGCUGAGCCCGGAGGAGUUUCAGGUGUGGAGCGCAGUGUACCGCCUGCGGGACGAGCCACAGCCCAGACUGCCACGGGAGCCGUUCACUUCCGUUCAGGAGCCCGACCCGGGAGACACUGAAUCCCAAGCCGGGCCCAGUGUUCGGGAGCUGUCUCUCUCCGAGUGGAGGCUCUGGCAGAACCGCCUCUUCCCCACUGAGCUGGUAGAUCACUCGGAGCGCUGCAAGCACUUCACCAGCAUCAUGGAGACUGUGGAGCGCAUGAGGCAGGAGGAGGAGGGAGACUGCAGUUACGCUUCGGCGCUGAUGCCGUACCUUCACAUGGAAGACGUUGUUGGGAGCACAGUCAGUGCAAAGGAUGGUUCUACUCCUGCAGAAGUUCUGCAAGAUCAAACAGUCCCCAAGGGUCCAAAGAGCAUUGGGGCUCAUCGGAAAGCUGUCGGCUCAAAGCAGAAACUCCCUCUGGGCCCUUCAGCCAGAGCUAAAGAGGCAGAUAAAAACCUUCUGGAGUUUCAAGGGGUUUCAUCAAAGAGGGGGAUUUCAAUUGUUAACUCUGGGUCAUCAGACACCAGAGGGGUCAAUGCGGAGACGCCAUUCCCAGGAGAGGACCAUGCAAGCAAGAACAUGUCCAAAGAAAGCACAAACCAAUCGAAGCUUGCCAAGUUUUUCAAAACAAAGACUGCUCCUAUUUUGGAAAUGGAUGUGGAUUGUGAUUUCGUUACAGAAUGCACUGUUAUCAAUAAGACUCUGGAUCAGGUGGUUAAAACUGCAGCAGCAGACAAGACAAACAGUGAACUGACACACACCGAUCUUGUACGAGAUUCUUUGGAAACCGAAGAAGCUACUGAACGGAGUGUUCAAUUAAGACAGAAAGCCAGCUCAGAUACUGGGUAUAGUAGUUUAGUGGAUGAAACCCAGUUAGAUUUAGACAGUGUGUUUUAUUUGCCGGAACUGAAUGGCCAUUCAGAAUCAUGUGGAGUCAAAGAUGUCCCAGACAAUGUGAAAGAUGUUUUGGAAAAUGUAAGAAACUUUCUGACAAAGUCUCCUCCUCAUACACUUGACAUUGAUUUUCCUCCGGAAGAGUCUCACACUGAUCCAGAGUUCCAGUCCGAGUUAAAUCCUUUUCAUUUAAACUUCUCCUUGGUGGAUGUUUUGGAAAACGAUUAUGAAGAGGAAGACUCUAUUGUGGUUAAUGGUUUUGAAAAUGAACUGCUAGAUUCAGAUAAACCAGAGGACUGGAAAGCACCAACGCUUGAUGGCAGCCUGGCCCAAGAGUCCAUCAGUAAAGCAGGGAGCCCUAGCUGGGAUGAUGUCUUUGAUGAUUGCAGUGUCCAUGAGGAAGCUUUGGACAAUGGUGGACAAGAUCCCAAAACAUUUGAGAAUCGUGAAACAUUGCACCAACCUCAAGCUAUAGAAGUGGAGCGUGGAACUAGCUUAAUUCUAGAUGAGGAAGACCAGCAGAGUCAUCCACGCAGUCGGGUCCCCGCUGGGCACAACGACAGCAUAAGCUUAUUUGAAGACGAUGACCUCUUUCUUGAGGUUAGUAUUCCGUGUCCGGCUCUAGACACCAGCAAGCAGUUUCCUGCAGGACAAGAGCUGCAGCCAGAUGCCAGGAAAAAGAAUCUUCCGUUUCACAAGGAUGACGCUAGCCAUGGUGAGGCACAGCGUGGUCCUGAAGUGCCAGGCACACACGGAGAGGCUCCCCACAUCGACCAGCACAAGUCCCCAGAGGAUGAAGGGAUGUUUGAUUGCUCGGGAGAGCUCUUCUCCGUUAACUUUGAUAUGGGGUUCUCACUUGACGACUCCGAUGGUGACGUCUCGGAUCGUGGAAAUGGAACUGUGAAACCAGAGGACACCAGCGAGACCCCUGCUGUUGACAGAACUUCAGAAGUGGUUCUGUCGGAUGGAACCAGCUUCCUAACUGCUGUUUCGUCCAGGUCUCUUAUUGAUCCGUGUGGCAGGAACUCGUCCACGCCGUUGUCACAUCAAACCAAGAGGGAUAUGACAGGAGGUUUGAUCACACAGACGGUCUCUCCGUUUUCCCCUCUCUACAUGACAAAACAGAAACACCCAACACCUGCAGUGUUUUCCACGCCUUCUACCUCAUUUUCAGGUCCAGGGGUUCAGGGCCAGUGGGCUGGAGGAGGCUGCAAGCUCCAGACCGAGGACUCCCUGCUUGGUAGUAGGAUAUGGACGCCCAAAAGCUUCAGCGCAAAGAAAAAUCCAGCAUCUAUCAAAAGAGUUUUACUGCGGCCGGAAGAGUCAGGCGAAGGACCUUCUUGUGACAUGAAGAAAAGCAAGCGAGGUGACAAGAGAUUUCUGGACUCCCCUAUUAAAGUGGGCAACAACAGCGAGAGUGAUGAAGAGGUUGUUUUCAGAAGGCAGGGUAAACGAACAAAGCCAAACGUUCUGCGAUCUCCUGAGAACAAAAAUACCAGUGAUGUGGACUCCCCCUUUCAAGUAACCAGAACUCGUCAGGGCCAUCUCAGCACAUCCGAGGAGUCGGAGAAUGAGGGUCAGCCCGGGCUCCAGCUGUCUGAUGAGGACUUUCAGGACACUUCGGUGAGGAGCUCCAAACAAGCCAGGCUUCUGAAAAACAGAAACGUCGGGAAAGGCAGGAGGAAGCCGGCUGGCCGCCUCUUCCUGGACGAGGAGGCGGAGCUGUCCGAGGGGGCGGAGGGCGUGUCGUCCGACGAGGACUCCGAGGAGGAACACGACAACUCGCUGGAGGGCUUCGUCGUGGGUCACAGCCAGCUCUCCCAGGGCUUGAACGAUUCUGAUAUGCAUGGGGUUUACCUGAAGUCUGUGCGGAGCCCUAUUGUCUACAACAAGUACAAGAUGGUUUACAAGCAAAGUCUUGAUGACAUGGCCGUCUUCUCCCAGAUUCCAGAGCAGGACGAGACGUACAUGGACGACAGCUUCGUUGUGCACGAGGGAGAGGAGGAGGAGGAGGCAGCGGGGGGUUCUGGUCUGAGCGAUGAAGAGGAGGUGGGGGGAGUGGAGCUGCUCCAGGAGGACUCGUACGUCGGCGGGAGGAAGCAGUACCGCACGAGGAGACACGCGCGGCUGAAACAGGCCGGGGUCCUGGAGCCAGCGAACCAGCCACCCAAAGGGAAGAAGAAAGCCUCCCGAAUCAUUGUCCAGGAGGACUCCAGCGAGGAGGAAGAGGAGAAGAGAGAUGCAAACCCGCUGCCCAAACCGUCCCCCCAGACUGACCGGCUGGAGACCAGCUUCAAGACGCCUCGGCCUGUCUCUUCAUCCACUCUCCGGACAGUCAGGAAAUCCGUCCAGGGAAAGACCCUGGAGGAGAGGUGCCAGCUGAGGCUGAGCCUUGAAGCUUCCUUAUCCGAGGCUCUGGACUUUCAGCCUCCGAGCGGGGAGGCACGCUCGGCUUCCAUGGGGAAGGAACCGCAGAGCAAAUCAACGCUGCAAAAGACGGAGAACUCCUUCCUGAACCCUGAUACCAGCAGGGCUGCGAUGAGCAGCGGGUCCCCAGCUCCGUGCGUCCUGGUGGACAGUCGUGAGAUUGCGUCCGGCCCCGAGGUGAUCUCCUGCCUGCGGGUGAAGCACGGGCUCCGGGCCGAGGUCUGCUCGCUGGGCGGCUGCAACUUCAUCGUCAGCAACAGGAUGGCAGUGGAGCGGAGGACCCAGUCAGAGAUCUCCCACAGCCAGAACCGCGGCAAGCUGGUCGAGAGAGUCCAGAGCCUGCGGGCAGCCUUCGAGAGGGUCUGUCUCAUCGUGGAGAAGGACAGGACUAAAGGAGAAACGUCGAGAAUCAUCCAGAGGACCCGGUACUACGACAGCACGCUGUCGGCUCUGCUCGGCGCGGGGACCCGGGUUCUCUUCAGCUCGGGUCAGGAGGAGACGGCCGGGCUGCUGGCCGAGCUCACCCGCGUGGAGCAGAGGAAGAACGCAGCCAUCACCGUCCCCCUGCAGGUCAAGGGUCACCGGCAGCAGGCCCUGCAGUUCUACCUCACCAUCCCCGGCGUCAGCUACGUCAGCGCUCUGAACAUGUGCCAACGAUUCCGCUCCGUCUGGCACACGGUCAACAGCUCGGUGGAGGGCUUGGCUUGGGGUGCCUGCGUCGACCCCCAGAGAGCCGAGGAGAUCUUCCGCUACUUCCACUACACCUUCGAUGCACAGCUGCUGCCAGACAGACCCACCCCCGGGAGCAGCAGACGCAGCCUUUAAGCCUUUUCUUAAAAAAAAUAAAUAAAAAUAAUACAAAAUGAACUAAGCCAUUAGCGGCAGUGCUGCAGCGGGCUCAGGGGCCACUUCUCCAGUGCCUGGACGGCUUGUGGAAUUGUCUGGAGCUGCUGUCCCCAGGAUCGUGGAGAGGAGCCCGGCGUGUCAUCCAGGCAGAUUGAGGAGGGGAUGGGGUUGUGCCUGCUCGUGAAAGAGUAGACCUGGCGAGAGGGGGAAAUGAAGUGAUCCACUCGUGGUUCUUCAGAGGUCGAGGCUGUGGCUGGAUCAAAGGGUAUCCGAGGCCUCACAGUCAGCUGGUCACUAGAUACUGCCUCUUCAGCUUGAGACUGUUGAGAAUCCCAUCAGGUAACUCCAGGUACAUUAACCCUUUUUUGGUAUUCUCUGGGACUGUUCUUUAUAGUUCAGGUUGCCAAUUAUGAAAACUUACAACAGGAUGGUGUGUUAUUCUUAAUACUACCAGAUAUGGUAAUGUAUGCAUUUUUAUUUGAUAUAAAAUGUAAAUGUUAAAUGGCUUGAAACUAUGCAGGAUCAUUUUAAGAUUUUCAUUUUUUUCCCUGUAAAGUUGUUUUUAUUAUUUUUUUUUGGUAAUAUUUGAAGAAUGCCAUGCAGACUGCAGGGUGAAAUGAAUGACUGAAAACCUUCAUUGGGCUGGACAAAGAUGGACAGUAACACUAAACCUUUUGUUUUUUUCAAAAUGCACUUUAUUUGUUUUUUUUGUCUCAAUGUAUAAGAAUUUGUAAAUUAAAUUUCACAAAAUAUUCAGUUGUACAGAAGUCUUUGAAAAUAAUUUUGACAAAAUAGCAAAAUGAAGCUUGCAGUCUGGGUUUCCACCAUUGCAGUAACUUGCAUUACAUCCGCAUAAAAAUAUGAGCAAGGAAACGAGGCACCUGAGAACGAGACACUGGCUGGGCGCAAGAAAA